AUGUGCAAACAUUUGGUACUAGUGCCUUUGGAAACCAAUGAAACGGAUCACAGCGCGAUGAAAAAAACGUGUAAACCAGCAAUGCUGCACAGGAUAUGGCAGGCCAGCCGGAGGGCCUUGAACCUGGAACACUCGCCCCCUUACGUGUUCGCUUGCUCCCAAUGGCAGCAUGGGACACAACCGGUGACAUCAUACCUAGUUUAUAGGUGGUUAUUAUUUCUCACCGUACUAUCAAUUGGCUUGUCAAGUUUUGCCUGUCAACGGCUGCCUCGGCAUUACGAUGGACCUAAGGUGGAACUUAAUUACUUUAAAUGGUUCAUUUAUUUUACCAACUGGGGCUAUCUGCUCAUCGUGCUUCAAGCUGGCCUGGCACUCGCAGUGGUCCACCGAUACCGAAAUCAAAGAACUUUCAACAUACCAUGCGAAGAUGAAGAGAUUCCAAUGCCACGUCGACAGAGGACACCGUUAAUAUGUCGAGCGUACUGGCUGGCUCAUACCGUUGCUACCGACCUUGCUUUCGUCAUUACGCUUGUCUAUUGGACGUUGGUUCAUGAUCCUAGGAUUCAUGAAAUCAACACAUUAAACCUACUAGUACAUGGGGGCAACUCUUUAGUAAUGCUAAUUGAGCUAGCCGUCACCGCUCAUCCAGUACGAGCAGCUCACGCUCUAUUCGGCGCAGGCGCAGGCCUCGCGUAUGGAGUGUUUAGCGCUUUUUACUGGGCAGUUGGCGGCACUGAUCGAUUAGGGCUUCAUUCCAUAUAUCCAGCACUUGAUUGGAAUAAACCAGGCUCAGCGCUCGGUUUCGUAGCACUAUGCGCAGCAGUCAUGAUAUUUGCACAUGGCGUAGCGACUUGCAUCGCCUGUGCGCGGUCUUACCUUGCAGCCAGGAUGUUGCCAGCUCGCUCCCAGGCGGACCGUCUUACUCUACCCACGCAC
Messenger RNA from Brenthis ino (lesser marbled fritillary), 936 nucleotides. Lineage: Eukaryota; Metazoa; Arthropoda; Insecta; Lepidoptera; Nymphalidae. The record is from the annotation of a GenBank genome assembly.